GGAAGUAAAUCUGAUCAAGAUCAUAUGAUAUGAAUAUGAUCAGACAACCCCCAUUGUAGAUGGAGAUAUCAGGGAGUACAUUUUGUUAGUACUUGUCUGUUAAUAAACAGAGGGCUAGAAGUUGAUUGCCUAACCCAUGACCUGCCUGAGAUAACUUUUGAUUUUGCAAGACACGCACAGGGAAGAUUGUUGCAUUUUUUACCUUUAUGAAAACAAAAACAUGAGAUUUUCAAAGAAACAACUACUGUUCUCACUUCAAAUACUACUUGUGUGGCUGAAUGCAGGAAAUGGACAGUCCCAAAAGAUCCACAGAAAGAUUUUUGCAGAUGUCACCAGCAACAAACUGACCAGAGAGCAUGAUGGGAGUUUUGGAAUGUGGUCACUACAUGGGAUUGCCAAAGAAAGUCAUGCAAAAAAUCAUGAAUUCAUUUUCAAUGCAGAUUUGGUGGAGGAAGGAAAUCACAAACAUAUAGCUUCUGCGUUAUAUCCAACUCUUGGUCUGACAUCUGACCUUGAUCCAGUAUAUCAGGAGUACCUGAUGUUACAAGCUCAACUUAUUGGGAUUGAUGGAUUUCUGGUGGAGUGGGGGUACAAAGGACACCCUAGCGAUGUUGCUUUACAAAGCUAUCAGUCUCUUGCAAGAAAGCACCAGCCAUUCACACUAGGUGUCAAUUGGUGUGACCACUGGCUAUAUGAAACAAUAAAUAAUCAAUCAAGAACAGUGAUUUUGAAAACAUUUCAUGACAACUUGCAGUAUUUGAUGGAUACUUUAUUUCAAGCAGGACCAUCAUUUUCCGUAUUCCACAAAAAAAAUCCAGUUAUAUAUCUUUUCGGCGGAGGAAUAACUUCAGAUAUAUUACGAGAAUUAUUGUCCAUGCCAUUGGAUUUAAAAGAAGGGAUUGAUAAACCAAUUUGGAUUGGCAAUUACCUAAAUUUUGCAUCAGAUAAGAAAUGGGAAGAAUGGGCCGACCUCUUAAAUGGAACGUUUGGAUGGGUGCCUCCAAGAAAUACACCUACUCCCCCUGACAUGUCUGAAUGGGAUUAUUAUGCUUCACUGGAGGAUGUUAACCAGUACCAAAAAUCCAUCAACAAAUUUGGUUCCAAAUGUCUCAAGAAGAAGGAGUGUAUCAUGUGGGUGGGGUCAGCAUCCCCGCAGUUUGAUAAUCGAGGGUGUGCAGGUUGGGGAGGAGAACUCAAGAAAAUGGCGCAAUGGGCAAACGACACUUCAACAGGACUCAGUAUUGACGUAUUUGAUGCCCAGUGGCGUUAUUAUAUCAAUCAUGCUACCACAACAGAAACCAUCCUCAUCCCUACGCUCAAUGACUUCUCCGAGGCUUCCGUCAUCCUGGCAACCAACGAGACGGGCCUCCAGUCACUGUUCAGUGUAUUAUUCUUUGCAAGAGAUUGGAAACAGAAAUGUUACUAUGGCAAUGAUGCAUUACUGCUGUUUGGAUUCUUGGAUUGGUACAGGAUUUACAAAGAAGCGCAGUUUUUAGGACGUAUUCCUAAUCUGAAUGCAACAGAAAUCAUACAAAUUCUUAAAGAAACUGGGCAGUUGAUCAGUCAGCAAAAUAUGGAUAAAGCAAAAAAUAGCCUCGGUAAAGCAAGAAAGUCUUUAAAUCAACUGCGAUCAUCUGUGACUACAAAGGUGCUCAAUUUCCAGGUGCCAAGUGAACACCUUUAUACAGUUGUGCCACCUGUACAAGAUCCUAAUGGUAAUUACAUCAUCAAUAGCACAAAUGGUCUCUUCGUACAGAUGGAACAGUCAACUGCUGAUGAGGUCAGCAAAAACAACUUUAAGGGUUUUAUGGCAUUUCAGUACAAAUUGCUUGAUUCAAACUUUUCACACCUCUUUGCAAUGUCCUCAACAAAUCGAACAAAUUCCCUCACCAGCGUUGUGCCUCAAGAAACUGUGGAUGGCAGCAGACUCUAUGGAAAAUUCACCUCAAAAUUUGCAGAGAUUUGUGACAUCAUGUGCAAUAUUCCAGAAAUUUGGCAGACAGCCAAUGUAACUCUCUACAAGCAGAACCAAUCAUGGGACCACAGUGCUAAAUAUUCAUCCGAUAUUUACUUCACUGCUGAUGCAAACUUCCUCAUUAGGAAUGUGUCACUCAGGCUUGAUAUAUGGAAGAAGAAAUGAUCUUGGAUUUGUGAUCAUAUUAUAUCUUGUAUAUUAUAUAACCUUCCAUUUAUUACCCAGUAAUAAGAUGACCAUAUUCUGUACCAACUGGAUACAGUGCUCAAGGCACUCACAACAGAAUGCCAAAAUAAUAACUGUGAACCUAGAAUUAUCCAAUCUUCAUUAACACAAAGAGCAUCACUGCACCGUUUACCAAAAAAUUGAAGGCGUAAUAACUGAUAUAGCACACAUCGUACACAGUAGUGGCGCCCCAUGCCACACCGAUAUUAAAAUAUUAAUUUGCCUAUCAGAAACGCUAUUUUGAUUGCCAUUCGCUAAUGUUGUGGUCUAAAAGCACAAUUUUGGGCCAUACUAAGCCAUGAAAACUCUCCCCAAGAAUCCUACCAGGAAUUUUUAUUCCGGGACCCUGAUCGAGGCUCUAGUCAGCCCCUUGGUUCCAACCCUACUGUCGGACAUGUUCAAAUGAUUUAUUAUUUAUAUUUAUUUUCAAGUGCUCUCAAAUAAAAAAUACUAUCAAAUAUCUAGGGUGGGCAAAAAUCAUAGUCACUUCAGUACAUAGAGUAAUACACCCAUUCUGUACUAUGAAAGAGAGCAGAAAAUUAUGCUAUAUUAAACUCUAUUGGGUUAACAAAAAUAUAAAUUAUAUUUUGUCCUACAAAAUAGCAUAGCUAUAUAAUAGCCUUGAAUAUGCAAAGUAACUGGACAUCCAACUAUUUCUUUACAUCUAUACUGUUAAAGGUACCUAAGUAUAAGCUUCUUUGAUAUAUAUUGGGUUAUUUUCAUAUGGAACUUUAUAUUGACUAUGCUAUGGUCAUAGCACCAACAAUAAUGAACUUAAGACAGUAAGCCUCUUUGAUAGUGAAAAUAUAUUUGGUUAUUUUCAUAUGGAAGUUUAUACUGAUUAUGCCAUGGUCAUAGCACCAACAAUAAUGAACUAAGACAGUAAAGCCUCUUUGAUAGUUAAAAUACUGUAUAUUGGGUUAUUUUCAUAUGGAACUUUAUAUUGACUAUGCUAUGGUCAUAGCACCUACAAUAAUGAACUUAGACAGUAAAGCCUCUUUGAUAGUGAAAAUAUAUUAGGUUAUUUUCAUAUGGAAGUUUAUACUGAUUAUGCCAUGAUCAUAGCACCAACAAUAUUGAACUAAGACAGUAAAGCCUCUUUGAUAGUGAAAAUACUGUAUAUUAGGUUAUUUUCAUAUGGAACUUUAUGUUGAUUAUGCUAUGGUCAUAGCACCAACAAUAAUGAACUAAGACAGUAAAGACAGGUUUCCAUAGAAUUGCUACAUAGUCGCUACAGCGUUUUCACUGCAAUCCUUGCACUGUAGCUGUCCCUGACGCAAUCAGAAACUCUCCCCAAUUCAACUGACCAAUCAGCGUCACAAAAUUAGGCGGUGACAGCUUGUAGUGAUUUUUAUGGAAACCAUGCUUAAUGUGCAUACUGUAUUAUCUAAGUCCUUGUUCCAUGAUUAUUUGACCCACUCCUCAUUUUUGCAUCGUGUAGUUUUUGUAAUAAUUUGACCCACUCAUUGUUUCAUGAUUACUUAAGGUUCAUCAAUUUUUUGGUCUAAUCUUUGUUCCAUUACUGGCAAACUUUUGGCUCAAUCAUUGUUCUGCGAGUAUUUGGCCCAUUCCUUGUUCCGCAAUUCCACUCGCCGAAUCUUGGCACUUACAGUUUUUGGAAGGCUCUCAACAAAUUCAAUCUAAAAAGCAAUAAAGUAAAUAAAGUAAACACACUGAAACACAAACCACCAAUUAAAAUUUUAAAUAAUACUGAAUGUUAAAUCGUAUAACAGAGUUUUGGGGCUUCUACCCCACCACACAUUCUUUUCUAGGGAUGCAUUAUGUAAGGACUAAUGCAGAUUAGGGGUCUACAUUUAAAUAAUAUAUGAAUCACAGCCCAUAAAUAACACAAAGGUUUAAAUAGAUAAUAGUACACGGUUUUCAAGAAUACGCAACACCCAGGAGAUGUCCAAAACACAGGAAGGGGAGGGGGAGGGGCUGAUGUGCACGUGGUGAGACAUCACUCAAAAUAGUUUGAAAGUGGUUUAGGGGUCGAAAAAUAUAAUUUAGGGGUUUCAAAGGAUUAUUUAAUCAAAUUUGGAGUCUACUAAAAUGUAGAAAAUACAUAUGGUAUAAUCUUUUUCUUCCCAAUGAAUUGUGGUUUUACUCCUGAACAGGGGGGGGCAGCUCACCUCGACGCGAUCCCGGUCCCCUUGAUUUGUAUAAUGUUUUGGCUAACCCUGUUUGGUCAGGGGCUAAGGAUAUGUUGCUCUAAACAUACACUGCAGCACCUUCAAAGCCCAUUGUGAUGAUCUGGCUACCAAAUUCUUCAAACACGUUUUUGGGGUUUUUUUUUUAUUGAUAAUGGAAUCAUAUAAGUUUUAUUAUUCACAUAAUGCGUAUUAGUCAUCUGUUCUAAGUAUAAUUAAAGAUGAUGCUGUCGCUUGCACCGUUAAGGUAUUUUUAAGUAGGUUUAAAGCAUAUCAUUUUACUCAUCAGAUGUAGAUAUAUUUUCGACUUUUUAAUAUGUUAUUUCAUAAAUUUUAUUUUAUUGUAAAUGUUUUUUGGUGUUGUGUAGAGACUUCUGACUCACUGAGUCACAGAGGCAAUUGCUUCUUUAGAAGUCCCAGGACCUUUGUGUUAAAUAAAUAAAUGAAUUCUAUUAUAAGG
Molecule: messenger RNA, 4810 nt
Organism: Anneissia japonica
Lineage: Eukaryota; Metazoa; Echinodermata; Crinoidea; Comatulida; Comatulidae
Exons: 15
Coding region: 221-2140 (639 amino acids)
Source: RefSeq, a predicted model, not a curated record